Molecule: messenger RNA, 712 nt
Organism: Phodopus roborovskii (desert hamster)
Lineage: Eukaryota; Metazoa; Chordata; Mammalia; Rodentia; Cricetidae
Product: phospholipid scramblase 1
Exons: 6
Coding region: 8-712 (234 amino acids)
Biological process (GO): plasma membrane phospholipid scrambling
Cellular component (GO): plasma membrane
Molecular function (GO): phospholipid scramblase activity
Source: RefSeq, a predicted model, not a curated record
UGACCCCAUGGAUUCUAACCCUAGCACCUCUGAACUGCCACCUGGAUUGGAACAUUUAAUUCCGAUAGAUCACAUUCUGAUUCAUCAGGACUUUGAGUUUGUGGAAGCCAUUUUAGGUUUUGAAACUGCUAAUAAGUACAAAAUCAAGAACAAACUUGGGCAGAAAGUUUACUAUGCAGUAGAAGAGUCUAAUUGCUGCACACGCAAUUGCUGUGGGGAUUAUAGGUGUUUCUCCAUGAGGAUUCUUGAUAACUUGGGUCAUGAAGUUGUAAUUUUGAAGCGACCACUAAGAUGUAGCUCUUGUUUCUGUCCCUGCUGCCUCCAGAAGAUAGAAGUGCAAGUUCCUCCUGGGGUGCCCAUUGGUUUCGUUAUUCAGAACUGGCACCCCUGUGUUCCAAAGUUUACAGUUCAAAAUGAGAAGAAGCAGGCUGUUCUAAAAAUUGUUGGUCCAUGUAUCACGUGCAGCUGUGUAGGAAGUGUUGAUUUUGAGAUCAAAUCUCUGGAUGAAGAAAUUGUGAUUGGCAGGAUUUCCAAGCAUUGGUCUGGUUUUCUGAAGGAGUUACUGACAGAUGUGGACAGUUUUGGGAUCCACUUCCCAUUGGACCUUGAUGUGAAGAUGAAGGCUGUGAUGCUUGGAGCAUGCUUCCUCAUAGACUUCAUGUUUUUUGAAAGCAGUAGCGGCCAGAGACCAAAAUUCCCGAUAUGUCUAUGA